GCCCCGCGCCUCCCUCAGAUCUGAUCGGUCGCGUGGAUUUCCAGGUAUUUCCAGUUUCUGUGUUUAACCUGAGAUUUCAAAAUCCUUCCGCAGCUCGUGUGUGUGGAAACAAACGUGUUGCGCUGUUGGAUGAAGAGUCACAUGUUCGGAUGUGAACUGUUUAAUUCAACACGAGUUAUUUCCCGAGAUGAGCUGUUGAAUAACUGGUGUCACGUGACUCGCUGCUGCAGGUGAGUGUUCACACUAACGUGAUCUGUGAAGUUUGAAGAUGCUGAAAGCUCUGGGACAAGCUCUGUUCUCCACCGGACUACAAAACCCCAAAUUCACUGCGGCGGAGGAAAACAAGGCACAAGACUAUGAGAUCCGCACCUACCACGCCACCAAGUGGGUGAGCACGUCUCUGAGCGGGAUGCAGCUGGACGCAGCCAUGAAAGAUGGCUUCCGCAGACUCUUCAGCUACAUCCAGGGCAAUAACCACAACAAGGUCAAAGUGGAGAUGACGGCCCCUGUGACGUGCCGCGUCGACCCAGGAGCCGGCCCUGCCUGCGAGUCUCAGUUCACCGUGUCCUUCUACGUCCCGGAGGAGCAUCAGGAAAACCCACCGGAGCCGAGCGACCCGCAGGUGUUUGUGGAGCACAGGGAGGAGUUCACUGCUUAUGUCAGGACGUACGGUGGCUUCUCCAAUGAGAACAUGAAGCGAGAAGAGCUCCUGAAACUUAUUGAGAGCCUGCAGAGGGACGGCGUCCCGUUCGUGGACAAGCCGUACUACACAGUCGGGUACGACGCCCCCUUCAAACUGACCAACCGCAGGAACGAGGUCUGGGUCCUGAAGAAAGAAGAGCAGCACUAGAAAGAUUCAAAGGUCACGCAGCAUCAAACCCACGGCAGAAGAUUUUUAUAUGAUCAUUCCACAACACUUGAUAGAUUUAACACAGCUCUUAUUAAUGAAGUAUGAUGAAUUAACAUUUAAAGGUCAUUUUAAAAAGUACUUUUUUCUUUUUCUAUAAGUUGCAUCAGUUUACGUUUGAAUACUUUGACUAAAAAGUUACUGAAUCAGACUCACUGUCACCAUCGUUAAACAUCAGGAGGAGCAAGUGGCCGCAGUGGGGCAUAUAUCUCCAGCAGAGGGAGCCAAGUAGUCAGAAGACAUUUCUCUCCUCUGGUGUAUUUGUUUACACACAUUUAUUUCUUAAAGCUACAAAAAACACUUACAUUUAAAUGAUGUGAAUGUAACAAGCCUAAGUUCUGUUGUAAAACAGUAAUCACUCACUAUAUGUACAAGGAAACACAUUAUUAAUGCAUGGAAGUGUUUCUUCUGUCUGUUCAGGCCACAGAGAACACGUCCUGACACCAUGUCAGCACAAGAGAUGAGGAGUUUGAGGGUAAACAGGCUUUUAUUGUCUGAGUUUGACAAAUCAAUUCAGCAGAGCCAGAAAAUACAAAAGAACACAUUUUGCCUGAAAGCCCACUUGACUCAGAGACAGUGAAGUUCAGCUGAUUUGUGUGUGUGAGUAAAGAGACUGCUGGAGUCUGUCAGCCUGACGACACGAUGGUGAAUCGAUCUGAUCCAACGCGUCACUGACAGCUCAUCUAUCAUUUCACAGUAAGGACUGUAUUAAUACAGCACAUACACUAUUUGCUUCUAUUUUUGUAACACACACAGUCAGGGCCAAUGUGAGAGUCAGGAUCUUGCCCGUAGACUGGAGGGGAUCGAACCACCGACCCUCUACCUCCUAUUCCUAUCAAACAUCAUUGUGGUGAAUUUAGUAAUCACGCCAGCAUGAUCAAUUUACUUGAAUAUAAAUUAAUUGUCUGGUCACGUGCUGGAAAAAAAGAUGCCAAACAUUUGCAAGAAAGACAUUUUUUUAAUGUGGUCGAUAAAAGCAAACUCAAGAGUCGCCAAGGUACCUUAAGUUCUUACAUCUGAUUUCCCAACAUUCCUGUGCCUUGUGUGAACCAUACUGACAAAGAGUUCCAGUUACAAGCUCAAACUCUGCCUUAAACACGACUUGACCUUUUUUAUACAUUACAUUAUAUGAAUAUUUACAUUUUUACCUCCUGACAGACUCAGAAUCAUGUUUUUGAUCUUAAAUAAGGGACAUAAUGGACGUUAAUGGAAAACCAAUGUAUGAAUCAUGGGAAAUAUUACUUUUGAAUCAUGUUCACUUUAGUAUAAUCAAUAAUAAAUCUAACGCUUCAUUAAAUGAUUAUC
This is a messenger RNA of Paralichthys olivaceus (Japanese flounder), 2212 nucleotides long. It is a transcript of the gene hebp2, whose product is annotated as heme binding protein 2. Lineage: Eukaryota; Metazoa; Chordata; Actinopteri; Pleuronectiformes; Paralichthyidae. The record is from RefSeq and is a predicted model, not a curated record. Gene Ontology annotation, cellular component: cytoplasm. Gene Ontology annotation, molecular function: heme binding.